AUGAUCAAUUAUUACAAUAAUAAUACAAGUGAUAAUUUCAUUAUUGAACAAAUUUUAUUAGAUUCAUUUAGUCAAUCUUUUAUUAUUGAAUUGGAAAAUGAAUUUAAUAAAAAGAAAUUACAAGAUGAUGAUUUUAAUACUACUACAUCUACUACUAAUACUACUACAUCUAAUAUUACUACAAAUAAUAACAAAUUAUAUACACAUAGUUCAUUAAGAUUUGCUAUUGAAACAUUUAGAGAUUGUUUAAAUAUUAAAUGUCAAGAUAAAACAAGUAUUUAUAAAUUAUUUAUAUUAAUGCAUCAUCCAUUAAUUGUUGAUAAUAUUCAUUCAUUAGUACAUAAUGAAAAAUAUAAACAAUAUAUUUUAAAUAAUACAAUUUCACAUAAAUAUGAAGAAAUGACAAUUUAUUUAUUAAAUGAAUUGGUAAAUAAUUCAACAUUUAAUAGAAAGGCAAUUUCAUAUUCAAUUAUUUCAUUAAUUUUAUUUAAACAUUCUAAACAUUCAACAAGAAUUUUUGAAUUAAUUUCUAAAGAAUUACAUUCACAUUAUUAUUUAUUAUUUGAAAGUGAUGAUUAUAAUUUAACUGAUUUUAUUGUUUAUAAUAGAAAUAAUUUAGAAGAACCAUAUCAUGAUUUAGAUACUGAAGUUAACAAACAUCCUAUUUUUAGACAAUCUAAUUCUAUUCCAUUUAUGAAUGAAAAGGAAACUAUUAAAUAUUAUAGAUAUCAUUUAACUGAUAAAGAAUGGGAAGUUAUUCAAAAUAAGGAAAAGACUAUUAAAAAGAAUUUACAAGAAUCUAGAAAACAAUUUGUUAAAGAAAAUAUGUUAAAAAAGGAAAAUAUUGUUAAACAAUCUAUUCAAAAACAAGUUGAUAAGAUUCAACAUUUAUUAUCUUUAAUUAAUGAUAUUACUCUUUUAACAAAUGGUGAUAAAGUUUCAAUUGAUAUUAUUACAACAAGUUCAUUAGAUGAUGAUAAUACAUCUAUUAGUAAUAUUUCAGAACAUUCUCAUAUUACAUCUAAUACUACUUCUUCUAAUACUACUUCAUCUAAUACUACUACUUCUAAUACUACUACUUCUAAUACAUCAAAUGAUAAAGUUGAAGAACAUCAUAUUCGUACACAUUAUAUUAAAUUUGCUUGGUCAUUAUUAUUAUUUAAUGUAACAAGUUUAUUAGAUAAAUAUAAAUAUUUUGCACCAAUUUCAUCACAAGCAUUUAAUAUAUUAAAGAAUGUUAAUAGAAAUACAUUGGUACAUUUAGAUUUUGCUAAUGAUUCACAACCUAAAACAACAAGUAGAAGAAAGAAUACAGUUUCAAAUGAAUGUAUUGCAGAAAUGUUAGCAAUUGCAACAUUCCGUAUUAAAAAUAUGUUUAAUAAUGAAAGUGGAGAAUAUGAAGAUAAAUUAACACGUUAUAUUCCAACACAUGAUAAUAAUGUAACAUUUGGAGAUUAUAUUAUUCAUAAAAUUAGAUUACAAUUUCCAAACAUGUUAGAAUCUGAAGAAUUUACAUGUUUAUUACCAUUAUUAGAAUCUAUUUUAAAUAGACAAUCAAUUAUUUCUAAACCAGAACAUCGUUUUGAAUCAUCUUCAUUAACAACAUGUAUGAGUAUUUUAUCAGCACAUGCAGGUAAAUCAGAUUUAACAAGUCUUAUUAGAAAUAAGGUAAUGGAAAUUUGUGUUAAUGAAGUUUUACCUUUUAUUCCACAUUUAAAUAAGCAAGGAUUUAAUUCAAUGAUGUCAAUGUCACCUUAUUUAAUUGAUGAAUUUAAAUCAAUGAUACAUUCUAUUAUGUAUUCUGAAAUGGAAAAUGUUAGAUUAUAUUGUUUAAAAACACUUUGUCAAUAUUUAACAAAGGGUGAUUUGAAAAAGUUAUCAUUAAAUACAUUGGAUGAUAUUAAAUUUAUUUUAUAUUAUUCACAAUUUGAUACAAGUGAAGAAUGUAAAGUUUUAUCAAAACCAUUCAUUCAAAAAGAACAAUUUAAAUCAAAUUUAAAUCAAGUUAUUGAAAAAUCAAUUCCUUUAAUUACAUGUGAAACUAAAUAUGAUUCUUAUUAUUCUAGAAAUAAUUCAUGUUUAACUAUAACAGGUGCAUUAAAAGAAUUAAUUGGAUCUGAUACAAAUAUUUCAAUGAAAAAAGGUGAUUCAAAUUCUUUACUUGUUCAAUCUAUUUUAAAUAGAGUUAUUAAAACAUUUAAAGAAAAACAAUUAAAACUUGAAAAUGAAAAGAGUUUUGAACCUUUAAUUACAAUUUCAUGGUUAUUACAAGAAAUUUCACCAUUUACAAAAUAUGAAUUGAAAUUAUUAUUUGAUUUUAUUGUUAAUGAUGGUUUUAGAUUAAUUGAAACUAAUUUAGAAUCAUGUUAUCAAGAAUUAUUAGAUGAAAUGGUUAAUAUUGGUUUAGCACUUGUUUAUAAUCAUGGUAAACAUGAUGCAAAUUUAUUAAUUGAAUUAUUUGAUGGAUAUAUUAAUCAAUUACAAAAAACAUCAAAUGAUUUUGCAACAGCAACUGUUGUUGUUUGGUAUGGAAGUGUUUCAAAAUAUUUUAAUGCACAAACACAUAUUCAAAAGAUUAAAAAAGCCAUUGAUCAAUUAAUUGAUACAUUAAUUAUACCUUCAAAUUCAGUUCAAAAAUCAAUUAGUGAAGCAUUAUCACCUUUAAUUCAAAAUAUUUAUGAAAAGGAACAAGAUUAUAUUCAUAAUGAUUUAAUUAAUAAGAGAUUAUUAUCAUUUUUAUUAUAUGGUACAACAACAUUAUCAAAUGGAAAGAAUAUUCCAAAUAAUUAUGGUGUUAAACGUGGAUUUGCAUGGGGAUUAGCAGGUGUUUUAUAUGGAUGUGGAUUAUUAGAUUUAUAUCAAUAUGGUAUUUCACCAAUGAAUCAAUAUUUAACAAAUAAUAAGGCAGAUAAAAAAGGUAAAGAAGGAUGUAUGUUAGCAUUGGAAUGUAUUUCACAUCGUUUCCAAAAUACAUUUGAACCAUACAUUGUUGAAGUAAUGCCUGUUAUUUUAAAUUAUGCAUUAAGUGAUCCAACAAAGGAAGUACGUUCAAGUGCAGAACAAGCUGUUUCAUCUAUUUUAUCACAAUUAACACCAUAUGGAGUAAUUCAAUUAUUACCUUCUGUUAUUCAACCUACAUCAAAUGAUAAUUGGAGACAAAAAGCAGCUAAUAUUAAAUUAUUAGGUCAUAUGGCAUAUUGUGCUCCAAGACAAUUAUCUUCCUAUUUACCAACUAUAAUUAAAAUAUUGAAAGAAGCAGUUAAUGAAACACAUCCAGAUAUUGUUGAAGCAUCAAAGAGAAGUUUAGAAAGAGUAGGUGGUGCAUCAAGAUCACCUGAAAUUUCUAAACAAGUACCUUUAUUAUUAGAUGCUUUAACAAAUCCAGAUCAAAAAACAAUUGAUAAGGUUUUAGAAUCUUUAUUAUUUACAAGAUUUACACAUUCUAUUGAUAGUGCUUCAUUGGCACUUUUAAUGCCAGUCUUGACACGUGCUUUAACAGAACGUUAUACAGAUAUUAAAAAGAAGGCAUGUCAAAUUAUUGGAUCAAUUAGUGCUUUAAUUUUAGAUCCAAAGAGAGAUUUAUUCCCAUAUAUGGUUGAUUUGAUACCAAUUUUAAAGAAUAUUUUAAUGGAUCCAAAUCCACAAGUACGUGCAUCAUCUGCUAAAGCUAUAGGUCAAUUAUGUAAAUCAGUUGGUGAAGAUAAUUUAUCAGGUGUCAUGUCAUGGUUACAUGAAAAAUUAAUUCAACAAGGUGAUGAAUAUGUAACUGAAAGAUCAGGUGCAGCACAAGCUUUAUGUGAAGUUAUUUCAGCACAAGGUGUUUCACGUUUACAAAAAUCUUUACCAUUUUUAUUAUCACAAAUUGAAGGUGAUUCAGUUCAAGAAGGUUAUAUGCAAGUUUUUGUUUAUUUACCUGCUUUAAUGAAAUCACAAUUUGAACCAUUCUUGGAAAUGUGUUUACCAAGAAUUUUGAAAGCACUUUCACAUUCUAAAGAAGGUAUUAGAGAAACAUCAUUACAAUCAUCACGUGUUAUUGUUGAAUUAUUUACUGAUAGUGCAAUGAAUAUUCUUGUUCCUGCAUUACGUGAAGGAUUAGAAUCAGAAGAAUGGAGAACACGUUAUAAUUGUUUAAUUUUAUUAACAGAUUUAUUAACACGUAUGACUACAUUAUAUGGUAAUUCAGAUGAAAUGUCUCAUUUAGAUGAAAAUCCAAUUCAAUUAACUGUUAUUGAAAGAGUUUUAUCAUUGGAAUUAGUUUCACAUAUUAUUGCAUUAACAUUUAUUGCAAUUCAAGAUAUUAAUUUGAAGAGUAUUGCUAACAAAUUAUGGAAAGAUAUGAUUGCAAAUACACCAAGUACAUUGAAGAAUCAUUUAACUUGUAUUACUGAUUGUAUUUUGAAACAUUUAAAUAUGAGUGAAGAUCAACGUUUUAUUGCAGGUAAAGCAUUGGGUGAAUUAGUUGUUAAAUUAGGUGAACGUGUUGUUGGUGAAUUAAUUCCAAUGUUACAUCAACAAUUAUUAGAUAUUGAUUCAAAUCCUGAAAAGAGACAAGGUGUUAUUUUAGGUGUAACUGAAUUAAUGUUAGCUGCAUCUGACAAACAUUUACAAACUUAUUCUAUCAAAUUAAUUCAAAUUGUAAAGAGAGGUAUUUGUGAUGAUGAUUCAACUGUACGUGAUGCUGCAUCAUCUGCAUUUGAUGUUUUAUGUAGAGUUAUGGGUGAUCGUUGUGUUAAGGAAAUUGUACAACAAUUAUUACAAGAUUUGGAAAAGACAACUAAUGAAAAAUUAGUUGAAAUUGCUGCAUCUGGUAUGCAACAAUUAGUACGUGUUAGACCACAAAAUGUACUUCCAAAAUUAAUACCUGCUCUUUUAUCUACACAUUCAUCUUCUAAUGGUUUAUUAACAGAUACACAAUUGAGAACAUUGGGUGAUGUAUGUGAAAGUGUUUAUGAAAAUGAUCAUUUAGAUGAAAUGACUGAAUUUAUUUUACCAAUGAUUGAAAAACUUGUAACACAAUUAUCAAUUUCUCCAUAUAUUGAUAGUGUUACAAAUGUUGCUGAUGAAUCAAUUUUAAUUUUAAGAACUAUUACAAAAGUAUUAGAAUGUUUAAAUAUUCAAGAAAGUUAUACUAUAUUUGAAUUAAUUAAGAGUCAAAUGACAUCAAAUGAUAUUAAAGUUAGACGUGCAGCUAAUUUAUUCAUGCAAAUGAUGUUUAAUCCUUCACAAUAUAAUGAAGAAAAUUUAACAGAAGAUUUUAUUAAUGAUGAAUUAUUACCAAUUUAUGAAGAUUUAAUUACAUCAUUUAAUGAUCCAGAUGAUAAUGUAGUUAAAUGUGCAUGGUAUGCAGUUGAAAAAUUAAUUUCCAAAUGUUUAUCAAAGGAAGUACAUUAUAAUGAUUUUAUUCAACCAACACGUGAAAAUAUUCGUAAAUUAACACAAGUAUCAUCAACAGGUGAAUUAAUUUCUAUUGAUUUACCUGCAUUUAAUAAGAUACCAAAAGGUAUUGAACCAAUAUUGAAUUUAUAUUUACAUGGUUUAUUAUUUGGUAAAACACCAGAAUCACGUGAAAAUUCAGCACUUGGUAUUGGUGAUUUAAUUUGUAUGACAUCAUCUAAACAAUUAUCACCAUAUGUUAUUAAAAUAACAGGUCCAUUAAUUAGAGUUGCAGGUGAUCGUUUUCCAUGGAGUGUUAAAGCAGCUAUACUUCAAACAUGUAGUUCUUUAAUGGAUAAGGGUUCAAUUAUGUUAAAACCAUUCCUUCCACAAUUACAAGCAACAUUUAUUAAGGGACUUCAAGAUUCAAGUGCUUCAAUUUUAAGAAAAUUAUCAGAACAAUCAAUUCCAAAAUUAAUUGAUUUAGGAUGUAGAAUUGAUUCACUUGUUUCUGCUUUAAAUGUUGCAUUAAAAUCUAAUGCAUUAUCAGGUAAAGGAAGUGUUAAUGAUUUUGUAAUUUCAAUUACAAGAACUUUAACAAGUAUUUUAACAUUGGCAUGUGAUCAAGAUAAAGUUAAAGGUGUUCCAUUUGAUCAAUGUAUUGAUACAUUGAAAAAGACAUUGGCUUUAUGUGAUUCUACUGAAUGUGCUAAUUCAAUCCUAUCUAAACAAGCUGUACAACAAGAUUCAGAUAGAAUUCUUGAUAUUACAAGUCAAUGUUUAGCUAUUUGUUCACGUGGUUUAUAUUUACAAAAAGAUAAUUCUAUUAUUGAUUUUAUUAAUCAAACUAUUUCACAACCUGAUAAUUUAUAUGUUACAUUUAUUGUAAUGGCUUAUUGGAGUAUUGAUAAAUCUUUAUCUUCACUAGUUUUAGAUAAAGUUUUAUCUAAAAUUAUUGAAAUUUCACAAACUAUUCAAUCAACUCCACAAUUUGCUAAAAUUGCAAUUUCACUUACAAAAGCUGCAACUUUAAUUGUAAUUUCUAAUAAUGAAUGUGCUAUUGAUUUAUUACCUAUUAUUAAAUCACAAUUUGAAAAGGCUGCUACUUCAACUGCUAAUGCUUUAAGAUAUGAAGUUGCUAAAUGUGUAAAGAAAUUAAUCAAAUCAUAUCGUGAAAAGUAUCAAACUGAAAAGAUGUUUGAUUUUGUUGAUUCACUUUUACAAAUUGGUAUUAAGGAUAAAUUCAUUCCUGCUAAAUUAUGUAAUGAGAGAAGUUUAUUCUAUGUAUUAGGUUUUGCUGAUAAUGAUCAUUUACGUUCAAUUUCUGAAUAUUGUUCAUUUAAGAAAUUAAAUCCAAAGGAUUCUAAAUUCAUUGAAGACUAUGGCGCAAAGGUUUUAAUGAAAUUAUCUCCAGAAGAUUCUGAUUUGGAAGCUGAAGAAGAGGAAGAAGAAAGAUUUUACGAAUAAUUCUUCUUAUUAAUAUUUGAUCAAUAAAAUAAUAUGAGGUGACUGUCUCUUAAU
Naegleria gruberi is the source of this 6894-nucleotide messenger RNA. Its product is annotated as translational activator family protein. Gene Ontology annotation, cellular component: cytosol. Lineage: Eukaryota; Heterolobosea; Eutetramitea; Acrasida; Naegleriidae. The coding region runs from base 1 to 6840 and encodes 2279 amino acids. Gene Ontology annotation, molecular function: protein kinase regulator activity; protein binding. Gene Ontology annotation, biological process: regulation of translation; cellular response to amino acid starvation. The record is from RefSeq and is a predicted model, not a curated record. The transcript has a single exon.